AUGGGAAACAGUGGCAGGGAAGAAAUGGUGGAAAUUGAGAGGGAGGAUUUGGAGGAACUGAAAGAUCAACCCGAGGAUUCUAAGAGAAUUCCUCCAUGGACAAAACAGAUAACAAUAAGAGGGAUAGUAGCAAGUUUACUUAUUGGAAUAAUUUAUAGUGUCAUAGUAAUGAAGCUCUGUCUUACAACCGGGCUCAUCCCAAACCUGAAUGUCUCGGCUGCUCUUCUUGCCUUUGUGUUUAUUCGAACAUGGACGAAGCUGCUGGAAAAGGCAAAUUUUGUAACAACCCCAUUCACUAGACAAGAGAAUACAAUUAUUCAGACUUGUGCUGUUGCAUGUUAUAGCAUUGCAGUGGGAGGUGGCUUCGGGUCUUAUCUUCUGGGAUUGAACAAGAAAACAUAUGAGCAGGCAGGACUUGAUAUGGAGGGGAAUUCCCCUGGGAGUUACAAAGAACCUGGCCUUGAUUGGAUGAUUGGGUUUCUUUUUGUUGCUAGCUUUAUAGGGCUGUUGGCUUUGGUUCCUCUCAGAAAGAUCAUGAUUAUAGAUUACAGAUUACCUUAUCCAAGUGGAACUGCCACUGCUGUCCUCAUCAAUGGAUUCCACACUCUUAAAGGAGACCAAAUGGCCAAGAUGCAAGUUCACGGAUUUAUGAAAAUUUUCUCAACUAGUUUCCUUUGGAGUUUCUUUCAAUGGUUCUUUUCUGGUGGAGGGCAAUGUGGAUUCAACAACUUCCCCACCUUUGGAUUGAAAGCUUGGAACCAAUCAUUUUACUUUGAUUUCAGCAUGACUUACAUUGGAGCCGGAAUGAUUUGCUCCCAUCUUGUGAAUUUAUCCUUGCUUCUUGGGGCUGUGCUCUCGUGGGGGGUUAUGUGGCCACUAAUAAGUGAACGCAAGGGAGUUUGGUUUCCUGAAACUAUACCAGAAAGCAGUAUGAAGAGUCUAAAUGGUUACAAGGUUUUCAUUUCUAUCGCUCUAAUCCUCGGUGAUGGUCUAUACAAUUUUCUCAAGACAAUGUUUUGUACCAUUAGAAGCAUGUAUACUGCGUUCAACAAAAGGAAUCUUAAAGCAGAUAACAAGAGUCAACAACUCGAUGACCUCCAAAGAAAUGAACUGUUCAUAAGAGAGAGCAUUCCCUUGUGGGUAGCAUGUGUUGGAUACAUGUUAUUCUCCAUUAUUUCCAUCAUCGUAAUUCCAAUAAUGUUUCCUCAGCUGAAGUGGUAUUAUGUUCUGGCUGCGUAUGUUCUGGCACCAUCUCUGAGUUUUUGUAAUGCUUACAGUGCUGGCCUCACGGACAUGAACAUGGCAUAUAACUAUGGGAAAGUGGCUCUCUUUGUGCUUGCUGCUUUGGUCGGAAAAGAUAAUGGUGUAGUUGCAGGACUCAUCGGAUGUGGUUUGAUAAAAUCCAUUGUUUCCAUAUCGUCUGAUUUGAUGCAUGAUUUUAAGACGGGCUAUCUUACGCUCACUUCACCUCGAUCAAUGGUUCUUAGCCAAGGGAUUGGGACUGCCAUUGGCUGCGUUGUUGCUCCUCUCACGUUCUUCCUGUUUUACAGGGCUUUUGACGUGGGGAACCCAGAUGGAGAGUACAAAGCUCCUUACGCCCUCAUAUACAGAAACAUGGCAAUUCUCGGUGUGGAAGGCUUCUCCGCUCUGCCUCAGCAUUGCUUGCAGCUAUGCUAUGGGUUUUUCGCAUUUGCCAUAUUGGCUAAUUUGUUGAGAGACUGGGCGCCGGGGAAAGUUGGAAAAUGGGUUCCUCUCCCAAUGGCUAUGGCCGUGCCUCCCCUCGUUGGAGCUAACUUUGCAAUUGAUAUGUGUGUCGGCAGCUUGAUUGUCUACAUUUGGCACAAGGUAAACAGCGCGAAGGCUAGUUCAAUGAUUCCCGCGGUUGCAUCUGGUUUGAUAUGUGGAGACGGACUGUGGAUUCUUCCUUCCUCUAUUCUUGCUUUAGCCAAGAUUAAUCCUCCCAUCUGCAUGGGUUUUUUGCCUACCUUCAACUUCCUAAGAACUUGA
This is a messenger RNA of Fraxinus pennsylvanica, 2007 nucleotides long. NCBI's taxonomy places the organism in Eukaryota, Viridiplantae, Streptophyta, Magnoliopsida, Lamiales, Oleaceae. The record is from the annotation of a GenBank genome assembly.